Messenger RNA from Actinia tenebrosa (Australian red waratah sea anemone), 1936 nucleotides. RefSeq names its product creatine kinase U-type, mitochondrial-like. Lineage: Eukaryota; Metazoa; Cnidaria; Anthozoa; Actiniaria; Actiniidae. The record is from RefSeq and is a predicted model, not a curated record. Gene Ontology annotation, biological process: phosphocreatine biosynthetic process. Gene Ontology annotation, molecular function: creatine kinase activity. Gene Ontology annotation, cellular component: mitochondrion.
AUGGGAUGCCUGACAAGAUACAAAUUCGUCAUUGGUGUAAGUGUUGCCGGAAGUGGUGUUAUUCUUUGGUAUAUCUACAACAAAUACUUCAAGACUCCUCUUGUAUGUUGCUUUGAUAAAUGCCUUUAUAAAGACAUUACUAACAACAAUACUUUGAUUGCUGAGAACUAUUCGCCAGAGGUGCACAUCCAACUAGGAGACAAAGAAACGUCCAACGAAUAUUCACUGAAGGAUCUAGUAAAGCAUAGUGUUGGACGAUUCAAAACUAAAAACGCAAGAAAACCAACUGGUAUCGUUAUCGGAGACGAAGAAUGUUACGAUGUCUUCCAAGAAAUUAUCGAUCCAGUGAUCAAAGACCUUCACGCAGUCAACUGCUUUAGAAGGUACGAAAGCGUGCGGUUCAAGGACUGUGACUGGAGGAAAAUUAAAGCAGGACGUAUUGUGAACAAGAAUGUUUUGUCUAUUGUUCUGUCGACAAGCCGUAACAUCGCAGGUUGUCGGUUUCCAUGUUCGCUCAGCAACGAAGAACGAGUGGAGAUUGCAAAGGAGCUUGUUGCUGUUUUGAACUGCCUUCCAGCCCAUCUUCACGGCGCCUACACUAGACUAUGCAAUCUAUCAGGAAGAAGACAAGACAAGCUAGGACUGUCACAAGACUAUGGUCUAAGUAGAACGAUUGGACCAUCACCGCUGCCCUGUGUACCAGAAAACCGCCCUCAGCUGAGCCAUACUAAUCUAAACUUAUUUGAGAAGUGGAAUUCUCCUGACGGGCGCGUCUUGUGGUGGACGGAGAACCGAAAAUGUAAGGUUUUUAUCAACUUUUUGGACCACAUUAAAUUCGUGAUAAGUAACACAAAUGGCGACCUACGACAGGCUGUGAGAGAAUACAUGGAAAUACUUGCAGAAGUGGAACAAAUAUUGAAGCGAAAGCAACACAAGGAGUUUGCUUGGAGCUCGAAAUAUGGCUAUUUGACCAGUGAUUUGACAGACGUGGGUACAGGACUACAUAUUGAGGUUAAAAUAAGGUUCAAAAUGGUUCACAAGACCGAGUUUUUCAAUCGCCUGAUGGUCACGAAACAAUUGAAUUGCAGUCAGUGCGUGGAUGAAAAAAACACAGACACGUUUAUCAUCACCAAUAAAAAUCUGAUAGGAACUACAGAGGUUGACAUAAUACAACAGGUCGUAGAUGGUAUCACGCUGCUCCUGGAAACUGACAAACGACUAUCGCGCGGCGAAGAAACCAAAGACAUAAUGCCCUGACAAGACAGUAAAAGCAUUACCUGUGUGUGUGUGUGUUGAUGUAUAUAUCUGUCACACUGCUGAUAAAAUAAAGAGUUUUAAAUAUAUCAAAUGGUGGCAUACCAAAAUACUAGGAGUGAGCCAAGAGUACUUUGGCGAGUGCUUCAUAGGGGGUCAAUGAAUAUAUCAGGCAUGCUUAUAUAUUUAAUAGCGUACAUAGCAAUGACACAUACUAUGCAUGUGGUAUAUAUAUCAUGUGGUAUCAAGUGCGCGCUGAUUGGCUGGCUACAGUGUUUAUACUAAAGAACAGAGAUACGCUCGCGCAAAAUCGUUCAAAGUAUUUUAUUAAAAAAAUACACAACGAUUGCUUAUGUUUCUGUAUUAUAAUAUAAACACUAUGGGAGCUACACCCUCGUGUUCCUAAGAUUGCUUCUCUCUUACUCUACAAUUCCCACACCUUCCUGCGUAUUUAUAUCACAGUACAGAAACAUACGCGCGCGUUUUAUAUUGCUUAAGUAUACCAUAUACGCAUUGCAUAAAAUGUAAUUCCAAUAUAUAAUGGACAUAUGUGUGUUUUCCUACAAACGCAGAGGGAAUAUAAAAGUAUUUCAAAUCAAAAUCGCAGUAGCUGUAAUACUCUGGGAAUCGGAUUAAGAAAAGUGCAAUUGAGUCAACCAUACUACGUACCUGCUGCGUCUAC